Sodiomyces alkalinus F11 is the source of this 411-nucleotide messenger RNA. RefSeq lists its product as hypothetical. The record is from RefSeq and is a predicted model, not a curated record. Gene Ontology annotation, biological process: translation. Gene Ontology annotation, cellular component: ribosome. The coding region runs from base 1 to 411 and encodes 136 amino acids. Gene Ontology annotation, molecular function: structural constituent of ribosome. The transcript is spliced from 2 exons. Lineage: Eukaryota; Fungi; Ascomycota; Sordariomycetes; Glomerellales; Plectosphaerellaceae.
AUGAGAGCCAAGUGGAGAAAGAAGCGCGUUCGUCGCCUCAAGCGUAAGAGAAGAAAGAUGCGCGCCCGCUCUAAACACCUCGCACAUCAUCUCGACCCGGGACUGCUCCUCGGCGGUGCCCACUCUCACAACGCCCUAAUCGACAACUGGAACCGUGAUCGCCGCCAUCACACCCCGCCAUGCCUACGACUUUUUCGACCCACCGCCUCUCAGUGGACACGGGGAGAAAUGGGCCUGGCAGACGUUUGGCCGAUCUGGGCGGGACAUCGGUUUAUGGAGCGGGCAAAGGACAAGCCAUGCAACGGGUCGAGCUGUGGCAAGGAAAACUCCGUCAUCGGCACACAGACCAUGACGUUGAGACGAAGUGUUUAUGGAAUCAAGAGGCUCAUGAAAAGAGGCAUGCUGCUAUGA